Molecule: messenger RNA, 1065 nt
Organism: Aspergillus viridinutans
Lineage: Eukaryota; Fungi; Ascomycota; Eurotiomycetes; Eurotiales; Aspergillaceae
Product: 4-hydroxybenzoate octaprenyltransferase
Exons: 1
Coding region: 1-1065 (354 amino acids)
Biological process (GO): ubiquinone biosynthetic process
Cellular component (GO): mitochondrial inner membrane
Molecular function (GO): 4-hydroxybenzoate polyprenyltransferase activity
Source: RefSeq, a predicted model, not a curated record
AUGAAAGCAAAUACCUGCAUUCAAGAAGUUAUGGGUCGUAACCUGGUCCUAACCAACGCAACCCCCGAAUACGACUCUUUGCCAUGCUCGAAAUACACCACACCCAAAACUGGGGUCUUUGCUAUAUUGCCACAGAGCUGGAUCCCAUAUGCCGAACUCAUGCGACUAGAUCGUCCCGCAGGCUACUGGGCCUUUUACUGGCACUUCGCCAUUGGCCUUGCCUUGGCAGCCAGCAUUGCUUCUCCGAUUCUGUCGCCGCUGACUCUCAUCUCUCUGUUUGUCUUCUUUGCAGUCUGGGUCAUUGUACUGCGCGGAGCAGUCUGUACCUGGAACGACACUCUGGACCAGGAUUUCGACCGCAAGGUGACUAGAACCCGAAAUCGUCCCAUUCCACGGGGCGCCGUCUCCACGGUCCAGAGCCAUCUCUUCACGCUCGCCCAGAUAGCCGUUGGAACGGCGCUGCUCCUUCCUUUGCCGCGGGGUUGCAUGUAUCAUGCUGCACUCAUGACCGCUAUCCUGCUGGUGUAUCCUCUAGGGAAGCGAGUCACGGAUUUCCCGCAGGUCAUAUUGGGGAUUGCGUUCGGCAUGCCUAUCUUCCUUUGCGGUGCGGCUCUAGAUGCCGAUCCUCUUCCACUGUCGGGCUUGCAUCGUUUUGAAACUGAGGCACAUGAUCUGCGCCUGGUUGCUGGGGUGUGUUUCUACAUAGCAAGUAUCCUGUGGACGGUCAUUUUCGACACUAUCUACGCACACCAGGAUGCCAAAGACGAUGCCAAGGUGGGCGUCCGGUCGUUGGCUGUUCGCCUUGGUGACCGCACGAAGCAGGCAUUGUCUGUUCUCGCGGCAGCACAGGUGAUGUUGCUGUUUGCUGCGGGUGUGGCAUGCAAUUUCUCGGCAAUCUAUUUUGCAGGCAGCUGCAUCGGAACAGCAGUCUCUUUGGCUGCUUUGCUAUGGUUUGUGGAUCUGCGGCACUCGGCGAGCUGCGGGUGGUGGUUUUUUCCGGGCUCUCACCUUGUAGGUGCGAGUAUAGUCGCUGGGCUGCUGGGGGAGUAUUGCUUCAGGUCUUAG